AAGUGCUUGGAGUGUGGGAAGAGCUUCAGGCAGAGCAGCACCCUGAUCAGCCACCAGAUGAUCCACACUGGGGAAUGGGCCUACGAGUGUGGGGAGUGUGGGAAGGGCUUCAGCUGCAGCUCAAAACUUGUCAGGCAUCAACGCAUCCACACUGGGGAGAGGCCCUACGAGUGUCCUGACUGUGGGAAGAGGUUUCACACCAGCUCGAAUCUCCUCUGCCACCAGCAGAUUCACACAGAUGAGAGGCCCUUCCGCUGCUCUGACUGCGGGAAGGGCUUCAAGUACAACUCCUACCUCAUGAAGCACCAGCGCAUCCACACUGGGGAGAGGCCCUACGAGUGUCCCCAGUGUGGGAAGAGGUUUCACAUGAGCUCCUGUCUCCUCCAGCACCAGCGCAUUCACACGGAUGAGAGGCCCUUCCACUGCCCUGACUGCGGGAAGGGCUUCAACUGCAACUCCUACCUUGUCACCCACCGGCGUAUCCACACUGGGGAGAGGCCCUACGAGUGUCCCCAGUGUGGGAAGAGCUUCAGACACAGAAUUUGCAUUUCUCACCAUCAUCAGCUUCCUGAUGGGGAGAAGCCUCACAAGCGCUUGGAGUGUGGGAAGAGCUUCAGGCAGAGCAGCAAUCUUGUCCGCCACCAGAUGAUCCACACUGGGGAAUGGCCCUAUGAGUGUGGGGAGUGUGGGAAGGGCUUCAGCUACAGCUCAGAACUCGUCAGGCACCAACGCAUCCACACUGGGGAGAGGCCCUAUGAGUGUCCUGACUGUGGGAAGAGGUUUCACACCAGCUCCAAUCUCCUCCUGCAUGAGCGGAUUCACACGGAUGAGAGGCCCUUCCGCUGUCCUGACUGCGGGAAGGGCUUCAACCGCAACUCCCACCUCGUCACCCACCGGCGAAUCCACACUGGGGAGAGGCCCUAUGAGUGUCCCCAGUGUGGGAAGAGCUUCACCCAGAGCUCGCACUUGACGAGACACCAACGGAGGCAUCGUUAA
This is a messenger RNA of Passer domesticus (house sparrow), 996 nucleotides long. RefSeq names its product zinc finger and SCAN domain-containing protein 2-like. The transcript has 3 exons. The record is from RefSeq and is a predicted model, not a curated record. Gene Ontology annotation, molecular function: RNA polymerase II cis-regulatory region sequence-specific DNA binding; DNA-binding transcription factor activity. Lineage: Eukaryota; Metazoa; Chordata; Aves; Passeriformes; Passeridae. The annotation marks the transcript as partial. Gene Ontology annotation, biological process: regulation of transcription by RNA polymerase II.